GGUGUCAGCGGGGCGGGGUGUGCGCGUGACGUCACGGCUCGGUGAGGCCGCGCCCGCCCCGGCGGGCCCUGAGGCCUGAGGGCGGGGGAGGCGCGCGCGAGCGGGCCCUGAGGGAGCGGCGGCGCCGGGACCCGCAGCAUGCCGGGGCUCGUGCUGUUCGGCCGGCGCUGGGCCAUCGGCAGCGACGACUUCGUGCUCCCGGGGGCCUUCGAGCUGUUCGUCAGGCUGGUGUGGUGGAUUGGGAUUUUUGUCCUUUACACGGUUCACAAGGGGCAGUUUAACUGUCCCGGGGGAGGAUUGCUGCACAGCUACCUGCUCGGCCUCAUCAUUCUUCUGGCUUCCAUAAUAUGUGCAUUAUGUGCUCUUGUGUACAUCAGUAUGCAAGGAACCAUUUCUAAUCCAGGCCCAAGAAAAUCACUUCCCAAAAUACUUUAUACUCGCCUGCUUCUCUAUUUCCCUGAAUUCAUCUGGGCUGUUGUAGGAGCUGUGUGGGUGUCUGACAACAGCGUGCAGUGUGAGAAGACUGUGAUAAAUGGUGUCAUUGGGACAGUUAUUGCAAGCUGGAUUAUCAUCAUCUUUACCAUCAUUGGAGUUGUCAUUGUCUUUGACCCCCUCGGGGGGAAGAAGACGUUCUACCUGCCCGACGGUGUGAGCCGCAACCUGGAGAGCAGCCAGUCGGGGCAGCUGCUGUACAACGUGAAGAGCUCUGCCACCAGGGUGUGGGAGAAGAGGAUCAGGCUGCUGUGCUGCUGCAUCGUGCAGGACGACGACCACCGUGUGGCCUUCACCAGCAUCGCCGAGCUCUUCCGCAGCUACUUCUCGGACACUGAUCUGGUGCCCAGUGACAUAGCAGCUGGUUUGAUUCUGCUCCACCAAGAGCAAGAUAAAAUGGAAAAUUGCCCCAAAGAGCCUGAAGAAGUCCUGUGUCAUUCUCCAUCUUCUCUCGUGACUGAUGAUUUGGAUGUUGAGCUGGAGAAUGCUGCUCACUUCAUGCUGUUUGCUGCAGCUGCCUAUGGCUGGCCCUACUAUGUGUACACCAACCCAUAUACUGCCCUCUGUAAGCUCAAUGGUGACUGUUGCAGAAAUAGACCAACAGAUUCUGAAAUAACAGGCAGUGAUCGUCAUAACUUUCACUUUGGAUCCAUCCUGAAAAUAACAGGACUGCAGUACAGAGACUUCAUUCAUAUCAGCUUUCAUAACAAGAUCUAUGAGAUACCAUUUUUUGUUGCUUUGGAUCACAAAAAAGAAGCUAUUGUGGUCGCCGUGAGAGGAACCUUGUCCUUUGAGGACAUCCUCACUGAUCUGUCGGCAGACUGCGAAGACCUGACACUGGAGGAGGUUCUGGAGAAUGGGUUUGUGCAUAAGGGAAUAACUCAAGCUGCAAAUUACAUCUAUCGAAAACUAAUAAAUGAUGGAAUUUUAAACCAGGCUUUCACAAUUGCCCCAGAAUAUAAACUUGUGAUAGUUGGUCACAGUUUGGGUGGUGGGACAGCGUCUAUCUUGGCCAUCAUGCUCAGGAACUCCUUCCCCACACUGAGGUGUUACGCCUUCUCUCCCCCAGGAGGGCUCCUAAGCAAAUCGCUUGCAGAUUACACUAAGCACUUCAUCAUUUCAGUCAUUGUUGGAAAAGACCUUGUAGCAAGGUUAAGUAUGCCCAACAUGGAGGAUUUAAAGAGAAGAAUAGUGAGAAUUGUGGCAAACUGCAACAGGCCCAAGUACCAGAUUUUGCUGCGGGGGUGUUGGUAUGAGGUGUUUGGAGGAGAUCCUGAUGACUUCCCAACAGAGCUGGAUGGAAGGAACCAGGAUGCCCUGACCCAGCCCCUCCUGGCCGAGGAGAGUUUAAUGGUUCAUCGGUCGCCUUCGUACAACGCCCUUGAGGAGGAGCCACACUUGAAUUCACCCCCUCAGUAUCCUCAUCUCUAUCUGCCUGGAAAGAUUAUCCAUGUUAUUGAAGAAUGCAGCUCUAAGAGGUUGUGCUCUUCAGAUAUUAAAUACACGGCAAGAUGGUCAAACGAAACCGUCUUCAGCAGCAUUUUGAUAAGUCCCAAGAUGAUCACAGACCACAUGCCAGAUGUUGUGCUCAAAGCUCUGAACAGUUUGUCUCAGGAACACGGAUCGUGUCUGUCUUGUCAAACACGGGAAUACGACCCCAGUGCAGUAUAACCAGAGCUCGAGGACGUCCUGGGGGGCUUUCUGCAGGUUUCAGGGUCAGCAACAUUUAUUUAAAAGAAAUUGAUGUAAGUAAAAUAUGAUGUGGUUGAGAAUUAACUGUGUGGAUGUUCCUGCUGUGAUACUCAAUAUGGAGACAAAAUUAAAGAAAACCUUGGCUCCUGUGCAGUGACAGGUCCCAGUGCUGGCUGUCACAGCAGUGAGGUCAGGCAGCAGAGGAGGGACCGUGCUGCUUUUGGGCCCCAGCCUUGGGUGCAGCCACUCUGGAGGAGGGGAGGCAACACACAGAGCAGGGCUUUAAAUGAAAGCCUGGAAUCUGGAGCAUUGAAGCACAAACUGGGACCGGUUCAGAGGAAAAGGAUUUCUGUUUGCAUGGAGGGGAGUGGAACAGAGAACCUGCCCCCGCUGCCAGCAGCUUCAGGCCACUGCACACGCAGCAGCAGGAGCUGGAGCUGCACGGAGCUGCCAAGUGCUGUGUUGAGUUCGGGUUCUCAGGGGAGCACUGCCAGCCUGGGCUUUGCACACUGGCCCUCAGGAGACACGUGCACACAAGGGCUGCUGGCACGGAACAAGAAUGUGUGCUCAGAGCGGCACAGGAAUGAGACACUUGCUCAGAAACUCAAACAUUACCACACUUAUGAUUCAAGGAUUUAUUAAGUCAUACAUGCAAAACAUACUGCCAAUUGCAUUAGCAAAAGAUCAAUGUAAAAACUUCACAAUUUUGCAACUUUUAUUUUUAAAUUUUGCUUUAGUGGUUGAAAAGGUGUAGUUCAACAUCAUAUUCCUGCCAGUUUAGAAGGUACAGAACAUGAGCACUAAGUACAGAACCUCACAGACCCAAGUUACCGUUACGCAAUCGAUGCUGCACAUGGAGUGACAGAAAGAACACUUGGCUGCAUUAGUCAUGUUACAGUGGGGGGACCUUGCAAACAGUGAUGGUUGAAAGGUUUGUCAGUUACAGAGGUUUAAAAUAUAAAAAUUACUAAAAUGUGUAAAGCUGCUUCACAUGAUUUUUACACCUAAUUAAUAGACUAAAAGCUCCUCAGAAAGCAUAACUUACUGGGUCAGAAUAACAGGAAAAUGAGGAUAUGCUUGAAUAUUCUACUCUAAAAAAAAAAAAA
Molecule: messenger RNA, 3290 nt
Organism: Motacilla alba alba
Lineage: Eukaryota; Metazoa; Chordata; Aves; Passeriformes; Motacillidae
Gene: DAGLB
Product: diacylglycerol lipase beta
Exons: 16
Coding region: 139-2163 (674 amino acids)
Biological process (GO): lipid metabolic process
Source: RefSeq, a predicted model, not a curated record